AUGUUGUCCCCUUUCCACUCCCCACUUAUUACCAGCACCCGCAUUUCUACGCCUCAGGCACAUAACGACCGUUAUCGCGAUAGUGAAGAUGCAGAGCCUCAGGCGGGUUUAGAAGAAUUCAAAUUGUCUGUGAGAGAGCCUGUCAGCGGUGACGCGAAUGAGCAGGGCUUCUUGACUGGACCUACCCGGCUGGAGACUUUACCUGCUUGGAGACGUGGACUGGCCACGAACUCUCCCUUCACUACACCUGGGAGCAACGAGUCUGAUAAUGUACUACCAUUGCUCGCCAACUCGAGUCGUACCCCGAACUACUCUCGGAAACGGUGCAGGAAGCCUAAGCUGACCCGCUGCGUGUUAUUCCCUCUCCUGGGAUUCUUCGUCAUGCUAGGAAUCAUCCAGUUCAUUAUUAUUGCCUGUGGCAUUGUCAUAACCUUCUUCUCGGAUGACGUCGACCGCUUCUCAGUUCUCCGUUGGCAACACGAGGAAAGAUUGGGCGCGAACGUCUCUCAUUGGCCCACAGAUUUUACUAGAGAUAUUAUCCCAGUUGGAUGCCAUUCACACAAUGACUAUUGGCGGCCAGUGCCCCUGUUCUCUGCUAUACAGGCGGGCUGCAUUGGUGUGGAAGCCGACGUAUGGCUUUUCGACGACGAAUUAUACGUGGGCCAUACCACUUCGUCGCUGACACAGCAGCGCACACUGAGGAACUUAUACCUGAAUCCCUUGAUAAGGAUACUAGAGAAACAAAACCCAACUACCAAGCUCCACCCUACUGUAGAUCAGUCGUUGCAGGGAGUUUUCGACACUGACCCAUCCCAAAGCCUUAUCCUCCUCAUUGAUUUCAAAACUGACGGAGACGCGACAUGGACUACGGUCGUCGAGCAGUUGUCACCCCUCCGUACACGUGGCUAUCUUACCCACUUUAACGGUACUGAUGUGGUCAAAGGCCCCAUCACGGUUGUGGGAACGGGCAAUACUCCCUUCAACAUGGUAGCCGCGAACACCACGUAUCGAGACAUCUUCUUCGAUGCUCCUCUGGAGAGAUUGACCGAGGACUAUGACAUGGAUAAAGCUGGGAGUCAAGACGUGGAAGAUUACAUCCCAGAGGAUGAAGGGGUGAUCACGGACCGGUCCAACCAGAAUGUCGGUCAGGGCCUCUCGGGCUUAUCCGGUGACGAGCUUGGCCCCGGCACGUUCAACUGGACCAACAGUUACUAUGCAUCUGUUUCUUUUAGGCAGUCGAUCGGGUUUCCCUGGUUGUUCCACCUCAGUGAUCGACAAAUGGACAAGCUAAAAGCGCAGAUCCGGGGUGCCCACCAGCGCGGACUCAAAGUUCGGUACUGGGAGUUGCCUAGCUGGCCUCGGAGCUUGAGGAAUCAUAUCUGGACCGUUCUGGUUCGCGAAGGGGUUGAUAUCCUCAACGUUGACGAUCUACAGAGUGCCACUAAGCAGGACUGGAGACCCAGGUUCUCUGAUUGGUGGCACUAA
This is a messenger RNA of Aspergillus pseudonomiae, 1485 nucleotides long. RefSeq lists its product as uncharacterized. Gene Ontology annotation, molecular function: phosphoric diester hydrolase activity. Lineage: Eukaryota; Fungi; Ascomycota; Eurotiomycetes; Eurotiales; Aspergillaceae. Bases 1 to 1485 code for a protein of 494 amino acids. Gene Ontology annotation, biological process: lipid metabolic process. The record is from RefSeq and is a predicted model, not a curated record. The transcript is spliced from 2 exons.